AUGACCAGUGGCAAGUGGGCCAAGGCUGUGAGACCUACCCAACUGGUCCGGGCCGUGAGACCUACCCAGAUGGGCCAGACCGCCAGGCCUACCCUGCUAGGCCGCGCCACCAGGCCUAUUCAGGACGUCCCGCCAAUGAGUGUCAGGGACGUGGAGAGCAACGGAGGGAGCCGCUCGAUCUCGGGCGACCUGGAUAAGCAAGUGUGCCUCAUGGUGGAGUCCCCCUACAGGAUCCUGAAGAUGGCAGCUAAAGGUGACCUAGUGGAGCUGGAGCGCCUGUAUAAAAGCGACCCAACACGAGUAGCCAUAGUUGACAAGCGGGGCUGGACUGCCUUGCACCACGCCGCCGCUAACAACCAGACGCAAGCCAUAGUCUUCUUGAUCCAUCAUGGUGCAGAUGUGGACGCUCAAGACGGCCUGGGACGGACAGCACUUCACACCGCCGUCGUCAAGGACGCCCUGGACGCCAUCGAUCUCCUCCUCAACAGGGGAGCCACAAGCAGCCUGACUGAUAACGAGGGAGACGCGGCUAUUCAUCUGGCGGUCAACAGCAACAAGGUCGGGUCGCUGAAGAGGUUGGUGGGCCGCGAAGGCCUGGUGGACCUGUACCAGAAGGACUGUAACGGCAGCACCGCUCUCCACAUUGCCGCCAAAUAUGACUACGAGGCCUGUGCCAAGUGCCUGGUGAGUUGCUCGAUUGUCAGGCGAUGCCCCAACCAGCCCUGCAACAACGGCUACCACCCCAUCCACCUCGCCGCCCGCAACGCAUCCAUCGGCGUCCUCGAGGCUCUGCUCAACUACGCUGAGAGCCGCGGCUGUGUCAGGAAGAGGAUGAUCACCAUCCCAGACUUGGAGGGAAAUGUGCCCCUCCACCUGGCCGUCCACGGAGGGGAGAUCAAGGCUGUGGAGAUGUGCCUGAAGAGCGGAGCCCUAAUCUCCACCCAGCAGGACGACCGCUCCACGCCCGUCCACCUGGCCUGCGCCCAGGGCUCCUGCGACAUAGUCAAGCUCAUGUUUACACUCCAGCCCGAAGAGAAGAUGAAAGCUCUGACUACACAAGACGCCCAAGGGAUGAGUCCACUGCACUGUGCCGCUAUGUUCGACCACCCGCAGCUUGUUCGCUACCUGAUUCAGGAGGGUGCCGACGUAGACCAGGUGGACCUUGAGCACCGUUCACCGCUGCUGCUGGCGGCUGCGCACGGCUGUUGGCGCAGCGUGGACAUGCUCCUGACCCUCAGCGCAGACCCCGCCAUCAGGGACGUCACCGACAAGAAUCUUCUUCACGUCGUGAUCAUGAACGGCGGCUCAGUCAGCGAACUCCUCACCCUCAAGCACGCCAAGGAUGCCUGGUCCCGUAUUAGCAUCAUGCUGAACGAGCAGGACUCUCUGGGCUGGUCUCCCCUGCACUACGCUUCCAGAACGGGGCACGUCAGCUCCCUGGCCUCGCUCCUCCGCCUGGGAGCCUCCGUCAGGACGAAAGACAACCGGAACGAGUCUCCCCUUCACUUCGCCGCCAAGUACGGCAGGUACAACACCGUCCGCCAACUGGUCGAGUCCUCCAGCGGGUUCCUCAUCCUUAACGAGUGUAACGACGAAGGGAAGACGGCCCUUCACAUCGCUAGCGAGGAAGGUCACACGCGCGUGGUGCAGUUGCUGAUCAGAAAGGGGGCGCUGCUUCACAGGGAUCACCAGGGGAGGACGCCCCUACACCUGGCCGCCGUGGGGGGACAUCAGCAAACCAUCAGUGCCAUCCUCGCCGUCCACAGCCAUACCCUCGACCAAACCGACAAGGAUGGGAACACUCCUCUGCACGCUGCUGUCAGGGCAAACAAGGCAGAGGUGGUGAGCCAACUCAUGACCCUCAACUGCAAGCUCCUGGAAAAUAACCACAAAUACAAGCCCAUCGACUACGCCAUCCACUGCAGGCUCUCUGAGGCUGCCCACGCGCUUGUGACCCAUCCUAGAGGCCCGUCGGAGGUGAUAUCGACUUCGAGUAGCCUGAACGGGUGUGUGUGUAUGGCGCUCAUCAGGACGCUGCCCAAGGUCUUCCAGGCCGUCAUGGACCAGGCCAUAUCCAGGGCCAGCGUUAAGGAGACAUCCAAGGAUUUCUAUGUAAGUUCGCAGGGAGAGGGGAGGGUCAGGUCCAGGAGAGUUAAAGGAGAGAAUUUUAAAGCCAUUACGACUAUAUUCUUUGCUUCUUUAAAGAUUAAGAAGGGACAGAGUGUCCCGGGAAGUCCUGGAAAGUCUACUGCAGUACGGUACUGCUUCGACCCUCUUCAACUGAACGAGGAACAGCUGCAGUCCGAGAGGAUCAAGCUCAAGAACCCCAAGUUCCGGCCUCAGCCUCUCUACGCCUGUAAUGCCAUGGUGGAAAGCGGCCGAGUCGACUUAUUGAUGCACCCGCUGACGCAGACCUUCCUGGAGAUGAAGUGGCAGGCCUACGGCAAGUACAUCCACUUGUCCAACCUGUUCGUCUACCUGGUGUUCCUCUUCCUGGUCACCGUCUUCGCCGUCGGGAUCCUCGGCAACAACAGCGCCGUCUCCGCCUACGUCAACGCUUCCCACCACUUCGACUACAAUAACACCACCGACGACUUUGAUCGUUAUGUGUACGAGGUGACAGAGAACACGGGGUGGAUGUACUGCAUGGGAGUAGCCAUCCUGGUACUCUCCGGCCUCAGCAUGAUCAAGGAGAUGAUUCAGUUCUACCACCACCGCCUCAAGUACCUGCUGGAGCCGAUCAACGUGGUGGAGUGGACGCUGUACCUGACCUCCGUGUGCAUGGUGCUGCCGGUGUUCCUGGGCACAGGCUGGAGGGCCCAGCAGUUCAACUCUGCCUCUCUCGCCGUCUUCACCGCCUGGUUCACCCUCCUGCUCUACUUCCAGAGGUUCGACCGGAUCGGGAUAUACAUAGUGAUGUUCCUAGAGAUCCUCAACACGCUGUUGAAGGUUCUGCUCGUCUUCUCUGUCCUCAUCGUCGCCUUCGGCCUCGCUUUCUACAUCCUCAUGUCUCACGGUGGCUACCUCUCCUUCUCCAACGUGGCCAUGUCCAUGCUGCACACCUUCUCCAUGAUGCUGGGGGAGGUAGACUUCCUCACCAUCUUCGUCUACCCGUUCUACCAAGAGAGCGUCAGAGGAGACCGGCUCCUCUUCCCUCGCACUACCUUCAUUCUGCUGGUGUUGUUCAUGAUCCUCAUGCCCAUCCUGCUCAUGAACCUGCUGAUCGGUCUGGCCGUCGGGGACAUCGAGAGCGUGAAGAAGAACGCCCAGCUCAAGAGAAUCGCCAUGCAGGUGGAGCUGCACACGGAGCUGGAGAACAAGCUGCCCGAGGUACUGAUCCAGCGGGUGAACAAGUCGGAGUUGCUCGUCUAUCCCAACUACUGCGGCGGGACACGUAUCCUGCACCGCAUCCUCAGUGCCUUCAACUUCGCCUGUCCCAUGAGUGACAAGGGAUAUGCAGACAUGGAGGGCACAGAGAGCGUGGGCAGGGACGACUACCUGUGGGAGGAGCUGGAGGGACAAAGGAAGCGGCUCCGGGACAUCUCUGCAACGCUCGACCAGCAGACUAAGCUCCUCAGGCUCAUCAUGCAGAAGAUGGAGAUUAAGAGUGAAGCGGACGAGUGCGACGAAGGGGUGUCCCUGGAUGACAUCACAAGGCAGCCUCGUACUUCCCAUGGAUUCCCCUCGACUUCAGCUUCUUCCAGGAAGACACUGCUGGCCAAAAGGGACUGACACCUCGCUGGUUUCCUUGGCACAUGAGCAAUGCCUAUUUUGAAACAAUGGUUUUGGUGCACAUCCCUUGCAGCGAAGUGACAAGCAUGACCUUCGGUAGUGUCGCACCCGUUCUGUCUGUGUAUGUGUGAUGAGACGCACCCCGCUUGAUGAUUAACGUAAUGAACACAAUUAAUGUUCAUAUAUUUAGAGUCCACAAAAUAUAUUUGUAGUGUCCACUACACUCUAGUUGGUCCAGCACUUGUUGCAGGAUAGUAUCUUAUUUUUAUCUUGAACACUAAUAUCUUGAACAGUCCAUUUGUAGUUAGUGCCCCUUGUAUAUUACCUUUUUUGCGCGUACUAUGACCAGUUUAUUGGGGUGUUGUGAUAUUUGGGUACAGGAUAACAUGUAACCAAGAUAUUCACCAGCAAGUCAAAUUUGAACAUAUGUAAGUUUGCUGUUUAGUUUAAACAUAUAAUAAAGCAAAAAAAAAUCAAAGGGAGUGGUAGGAGAAAAGCACACAG
Molecule: messenger RNA, 4236 nt
Organism: Procambarus clarkii (red swamp crayfish)
Lineage: Eukaryota; Metazoa; Arthropoda; Malacostraca; Decapoda; Cambaridae
Source: RefSeq, a predicted model, not a curated record